This is a messenger RNA of Daldinia loculata, 1145 nucleotides long. RefSeq lists its product as uncharacterized. NCBI's taxonomy places the organism in Eukaryota, Fungi, Ascomycota, Sordariomycetes, Xylariales, Hypoxylaceae. The record is from RefSeq and is a predicted model, not a curated record. The transcript is spliced from 2 exons. Bases 367 to 1044 code for a protein of 225 amino acids.
CACCCCGGCAUGUUCCCGCGCAUGCAUCAAUUCCCGCCAUGGGGGUUACAGUAAGGUCGCCGCCAUAGUAAAAGUGUCCGUCAUGUAGGGCCGCGAAUAUCGCCACGGGCAUCUACCCGCACGGAAGUAGCGAUUAUUAAAUAAACUCGUAUGUUACAGAGUUCCCGAUACUUUGGGAGCCCCUGUGCCCGGCAUCCUACCGGAUUGCCGCUCGUAUUUGCAAGCUAGUAACUUAUCUCCUUGCAUAUUUGAUCCAGUCUCUUAUUUGAAUGAUAUGAUAAGAGAUGGAUAUUCGCGUUAGGAAUAGUAGCUCAUCCGCCUAACCAUCAGGCCUUCUCCAAAUCAACGAACGGUACUCUUUAGAUAAUGGCAGACGUUGAUACUCUUACGAAUCUUCAGAAGACUUAUGCCGGUCCCCAUGAAUCACCAGCAUCACUCAAUACCCCUUUUAGGGAAGCACUCAGAUCAUAUGCCACAUCGCAGUCUCUUCAUUUCUUCGAAGAUAGUUUAGGAAACAAUUACAUCACUCAACGCAAACAGGAUACAGAUAUCGCGCCUAUUGCUAUUGCUUUCCCACUAGACGGUGGCCUUUCUGAAUCAUCCUUCAUAAGCGCCUUUCGCGUAUUCUCUCUUCUUUCUGAAGUGUCUCUUCCAUGCAACCUAGUUCUCGUGGGAUGGACGACUUUAAGGUCGCAACUCAUCGGCCAAGAGCUCUGGCAAGCAUCAGCCACGACACCUUCGUAUAGCGUGCCCUCGGAGUUGCAGGAAUUUCAGGGAAAGUCCAGCGCAAAAGAUGUAUCAUUCUCCGCUGUUUUUGGGGCGUCAGAGCAAAAGGAGAUAUCCCUGAGGAUUGAGGGGAGCACCAUUCUUGUUGAAAAAACGCGAAGGCUCACGACAGGCCAGGCAGAUAUUCGCCAGUCCCAUAAGAAGAUUAUUAGGGCGCCUUGGGUUUCUAUUACGGGGCCUGAAGCAGAAGCAGUGGCGAUUGCAGCCAUUAAGGAGUAUAGUGCCUACAUUGUGGCUUUGUUCGAUAAUUUUGAUUAGUGUACGGAAAAGCAACUGAAUAUUUGGUUUCAUUUUACGCUCUAUAGCUUACCGAAUAUGAAUGUAGUAUCACUUAGGAAGUUAGUAGUAAUAUAUUCACG